This is a messenger RNA of Myxocyprinus asiaticus (Chinese sucker), 1040 nucleotides long. Its product is annotated as gastrin-releasing peptide-like. Bases 97 to 534 code for a protein of 145 amino acids. Lineage: Eukaryota; Metazoa; Chordata; Actinopteri; Cypriniformes; Catostomidae. Gene Ontology annotation, molecular function: neuropeptide hormone activity. The record is from RefSeq and is a predicted model, not a curated record. Gene Ontology annotation, biological process: neuropeptide signaling pathway. The transcript has 3 exons.
AAAUUAACCGAUUAUGCACAUGCACCAUUAGUAGGGCAUAUACUCAUAACUGGACGAGAUAUUGAUAAGGAGAACGUGAAGGGACCCGAGUCUUCUAUGGGCAUAAUGUGCUUCGUAUGGAGAUACAGAUUAGCUGUUUCAGUUAUUUUGGUUUUAGUAAUCUGUGAUAUGCAUGCAUCGGAUGGUGCGCAACCAGUUGGAAAAGUUAAUCCACGCGGAAACCACUGGGCAGUUGGGCACUUAAUGGGCAAGAAAAGCACAGAUGAGCGGCUUAGGCUGGACGAUCUAGACAGCGGUGGCGAGGGCUCUAUGGCGACCCCAGAUCAAGACCUGCAGCCGGACAGAUACACUGACCCUUUCCUGCGGGCGAUUAUGAGAGAGCAGACUGAACCGGAGAUCACGCGAGAGCGUAUCAGGCUUGACGCGUUGGAACGGCACCAGCGCGUGCUAGCGAAAGAGCGUCAGAUGGAGGAAGAGAGCGACAGAGCCAAAAUGUUCGAGAAAUUAUUAUCACGAUCUAGGCAUGGAGGAUGACAACACAAGCUAAGGACAUGCUUCUGUGAUUCGAAGUUCUGGAAAAUGACAACAUUGCUUGACAACUGGCUCUGUCGGAUACAAAUCUCUUUAUUCAACAAUGUAUAAAUAAGCAUGUUAUAUUUUUGUAUGCAAAAUCUCUCUAUGAAAUACAUUACAAACAUGUGUCAACAUUCUGUAUGUUUUUAUGCUGUUGUUUUAUCUUCAUGAUAACUGACACUAUAGUGUCCAUUGUAGUCCCAUUUCAAUCAACUUCUAUUUAAUACAUUUUAACCUGUUUGACUGUCUUCAGUGGAAGUACAGAGGUGACAUUUAAAUGCUUAUAAAAAUUACAAUGUGGACAAGUAUCAUUGUGUGUCAUUUGAAAUGUCUUGACAAUUUUGAGUAAAAAAAAAAUUAAGAAUUUCUUAUGUUUCUAUUACAUCUUAACAAUUAAUUUGCUGGGCUAGUAUAUGUGUCAUGUGAGAGGAUAAAAAGGCACCUUCUUUUCAUAGAAAAACCAAAAA